AUGGGAGAGGUGAAACAGAAGGUGGCAACGGAGGAUAUCCUUGAAGAAGAUGAGAAAAGAUCUUCGGAGAACUCUGUACCACCUGUGAUUCUGGACCUCAACAAGGGUUUCGGUGAGGCGAACGAUGAAGGGGAAGCCGGCGACGAUGAUGACGGCAACGAAGAGGAUGGUGACGACGGCGGUAGCACAAGUGAAGUUGAAGGAGGCAGGAGUUCAUCAAGCAACAACAGCAGAACCAACCACACUUCCAUGAGCAACAAGGAUUGUGACAUGGAUAGCAGCAGUAAGGGUGAGGGCAGCGGAGAGAGGACGCUGACCGUGAGGCAGUACAACAGAUCCAAGCUUCCCCGGCUCCGGUGGACUCCAGACCUGCAUAUGGCAUUUGUCCACGCCGUGGAGAGGCUGGGCGGUCAAGAGAGAGCAACGCCAAAGCUGGUGCUUCAGAUGAUGAACGUGAGGGGGCUCAGCAUUGCUCAUGUCAAAAGUCACUUGCAGAUGUACAGAAGCAAGAAGCUGGACCACGAGUCUGGUGGACACGAGAGAGCAGCCAUCUCCUCCGUUUUCUCGCCCAUGGACUUCCACAUGAUGAGGAGAGGGGACCAUCGCUUCCAUGACAUGUUCCUCCAUCGAGCUGCCGGCUCGGUGAUCUCCUCCGGCCGGCUGCUCCAUAACGGGGAGUUGUUCGGGUCACGAAACGCUGUCUCGCCGGAGGCCAGCAGGCUCUACGCGCUCCUCCAACGCCGGCAGCAGCCUUCCAUGCAAACGUUCGACUUCAAGAACUACAGUAGUAGCCUCAGGGAUCAAGAGUGGAGUUUCAGCCAGCAUGCAGCGGCGGCGGCGAGAGCUGGGGCCAUCAAUGACCACGGCCCAACGAAAGGGCUCAUCCACGAUAUGAUCUUGAGAAAUAACGGCAGGCCGACGUCCCAUUUGUUCGACGUGCGGGAUGCCAUCGCUUCCAACCGGACGUCGUCGGAUGCCGCGGGUCCUGCCAGCCACCUGAGCCACGGCGCAAGGGUCGUCAGAAGCACGGAUUGGAACGGCACCAGCUCUGGGCCGCCCCUGUCUAGGACAAUGUCGGCAGCUGCCUCCACGGGUCUUGCGUUGGGCAGUCACCAUCUCUUGUCUAGGGGAAGAGGCUCCUCUAACGUGACGUCAUCGUCAGAUCCUGUGGUGACAAGUGAAGCCCAAGGCUCCCGGCUCCAGACGCUCCUAGAGCCCAGCAAAGUAAUCGGCGAGAUGUGCGCUGGGACCAGAACGACGAAGAGGAUGAAGACGCCAAUGGAGGGGAAUGUCAGCACGCCGGACUUGCAGCUAAGCUUGAGCCCCAACGACGACAUGGGAGGAGAUGCCGACAAGCAGCUCAAGAAGAGGAAGUUCCUAGGCAUCGGAUUAAGUGAACAGGAGGUGGACGACAGUGGUAAGACGACGCUGCCUCUCUCGCUGUCGCUGUCACUCCGUGGUGGCGAGUGGAGCGGCGGCGAUGAUGCCAGCAGAUUAGAGGCAGCGACAGGUAGCAGCGGCAACAAGGCCGCUCUGGGGCGGAGUACUUUGGAUCUGACCAUGUCGAUCAAGGCAUUGGAGUGA
Molecule: messenger RNA, 1584 nt
Organism: Miscanthus lutarioriparius
Lineage: Eukaryota; Viridiplantae; Streptophyta; Magnoliopsida; Poales; Poaceae
Source: the annotation of a GenBank genome assembly